AACUCUUCUUUCAGCAGCAGCAACAGUUAGUCAGACACCUCCGUAGCUUGCUAGACAAAAUAGGCGAACCAAUAACGCUCUUUAGACGCGUUCGUGUGUAUUAGACACUGUUUUAAACCCACUUCUGUCGUCUAGUUAGUUAUCCGGUUUAAUUUCAUAUUUACGGUGUUGUUGUUUUUAUUCAGCUAGCGGGCUGGUUAAGUUAACAUUAGCCUAGCUAGCUAAUAUCCCGACCAUGCGGUCACUAAGCUACACUCCACCUACUAAAGAAGAGGUGGGUAUCACAGUAAAACAAGAAGUAGACGGUGAGGCCAUUACUGUGAAAGAAGAAAAAGACGCGUUCAGAUUGAAAGAGGAGGAGGAUGUUACAGUAAAAAGAGAGGAGGAUGGAGUUUAUGGAUUGAAAGGAAGAGGGGAGAUGACUGUUACAUCGGAAAAGGAGGAGGAAACUGGAUAUCUGAGCCCGGUUUCCCAAACGCAUCUUAAGGCGUCCGACCGUUCCAACGCUGAAUGUAAGCUAGCUAUAAAAUGGUUUUGAGAAACCGUUCCCUGAUUAACACGAGAGAGAGUGGGGACUAUCGUGGAUCCUCUGGGGAGCCUCAACAACCUCAUGAUGCUGAAGAGGCAGAGAAGUGUCUCUCCAGAUCAAAACACCUCAAGAAACACCUGCAGAGAUCCACAGGGAAGAUAACUCACUGCUGCUCUGACUGUGGGAAGAGAUUCACCUCAUCAGGCAUUAAAAUUCAUCAGAAAACACACACAGGAGAGAAAUCUUAUAGCUGUGGUCAAUGUGGAAAGAGUUUUACUUCAUCUAGCUGUCUGACAGUAUACCAGAGAAUACACACAGAAGAGAAACCUUAUAGCUGUGAUCAAUGUGGGAAGAGUUUUGCUAAAUCUAACCAUCUGACAGUGCACCAGAGAAUACACACAGGAGAGAAAUCUUAUAGAUGUGAUCAAUGUGGGAAGAGUUUUGCUAAAUCUAACCAUCUGACAGUGCACCAGAGAAUACACACAGGAGAGAAACCUUAUAGCUGUGAUCAAUGUGGGACGAGUUUUGCUACAUCUAACCAUCUGACAGUGCACCAGAGAAUACACACAGGAGAGAAACCGUAUAGCUGUGAUCAAUGUGGGAAGAGUUUUGGUCAAUCUGGAGAGCUGACAGUGCACCAGAGAAUACACACAGGAGAGAAACCUUAUAGCUGUGAUCAAUGUGGGAAGAGUUUUGCUACAGCUAACCAUCUGACAGUGCACCAGAGAAUACACACAGGAGAGAAACCUUAUAGAUGUGAUCAAUGUGGGAAGAGUUUUGGUCAAUCUGGAAAGCUGACAGUGCACCAGAGAAUACACACAGGAGAGAAACCUUAUACCUGUGGUCAAUGUGGGAAGAGAUUUGCUGCAUCUGGCAAUCUGACUCAACACCGGAGAACACACACAGGAGAGAAAUCUCAUAGCUGUGACCAGAGAUAAUCUGAUAAAGUAUCUCUGAUCAAAUAUUAGAAAAUACAUAAAUUAAGGAGUUGUUUCGUGAUUUCAAUGAAUUGAUGUCACAAUGUAGAAUGUUUUAACAUUGUAGUUGGAGUAUUUAAAAGAUGUCACAAUGUAGAAGCCUAAACGUUUGCCCCCUUAUAAAUUGAUUUCAACAUGAUAUGGAUAUUAGCCUCGGGGGAAAUCCAAGCGAAAAAUCCAGCUCUGAAAUGGAAGAGGACUAUUUAUGUGAUUUAACAAAAAUUGACAAACCAAAUAAGAGAUCAUAUCAAAUGUAUUUAUUUUGCCCUUCUUACAUCAGCUGAUAUCCCAAAGUACUGUACAGAAACCCAGCCUAAAACCCCAAACAGCAAGCAAUGGAGGUGUAGAAGCACAGUGGCUAGGAAAAACUCCCUAGAAAAGCCCAAACCUAGGAAGAGACCUAGAGAGGAACCAGGCUAAGAGUGGUGGCCAGUCCUCUUCUGGCUGUGCCGGGUGGAGAUCAUGACAGAACAUGGCCAAGAUGUUCAAAUGUUCAUAAAUGACCAGCAUGGUCAAAUAAUAAUAAUCACAGUAGUUGUCGAGGGUGCAACAGGUCAGCACAUCAGGAUCGCCGAUCAUUAAGAGUAUCUCUAUCGCUCCUGCUGUCUUUAUAAAGUUGAAAACAGCAGGUCUGGGACAGGUAGGACGUCCGGUGAACAGGUCAGGAUUCCAUAGCCGCAGGCAGAACAGUUGAAACUGGAGAAGCUGCACGGCCAGGUGGACUGGGGACAGCAAGGAGUCAUCAUGCCAGGUAGUCCUGAGGCAUGGUCCUAGGGCUCAGGUCCUCAGAGAGAGAGAAAGCGAGAAUUAGAGACAGCAUACUUAAAUUCACACGGGACACCGGAUAAGACAGGAGAAGUACUCCAGAUAUAACAAACUGACCCUAGCCCCCCGACACAUAAACUACUGCAGCAUAAAUGAUGGAGGCUGAGACAGGAGGGGUCGGGAGACACUGUGGCCCCAUCCGAUUAUACCCCCGGGCAGGGCCAAACAGGCAGAACAUAACCCCAACCACUUUGCCAAAGCACAGCCCCCACACCACUAGAGGGAUAUCUUCAACCACCAAUUUACCAUCCUGAGACAAGGCCGAGGAAAGCCCACAAAGAUCUCCACCACGGCACAAUCCAAGGGGGGGCGCCAACCCAGACAGGAAGAUCACGUCAGUGACUCAACCCACUCAAGUGACGCACCCCUCCUAGGGACGGCAUGAAAUAGCACCUGUAAGCCAGUGACUCAGCCCCGGUAAUAGGGUUAGAGGCAGAGAAUCCCAGUGGAGAGAGGGGAACCGGCCAGGCAGAGACAGCAAGGGCGGUUCGUUGCUCCAGAGCCUUUCCGUUCACCUUCACACUCCUGGGCCAGACUACACUCAAUCAUAGGACCUACUGAAGAGAUGCGUCUUCAGUAAAAACUUAAAGGUUGAGACCGAGUCUGCGUCUCACAUGAGUAGGCAGACUAUUCCAUAAAAAUGGAGCUCUAUAGGAGAAAUCCCUCCAGCUGUUUGCUUAGACAUUCUAGGGACAAUUACGAGUUGUGUUACACUUACCACGUUGGUGACCCACUUGAAUCAAAAUGUAGCUAGCUGUUUUCUACAAAUUGUCCUUUAACCAGGGAUGUACACAUUCCUCCCAGAUUUUGUGUGGUUUUUGAGCUGUUAGUUUUAACAGGACGUGCAACAUAAUCUCCCUCCUCUCGCCCAAAUGAUUUUAGCAUGAUAUCGAUGAGUGAUGACAAAUAAGUGUUGCAUUCCCUUGUUUAGCGACCCCUACAUUUAAAUGCAUCACUCCAACUGCAGCUGACUGUCUUCUGUAGGUUGUCCUCUAACCAGUGAGGUAAAAUAUAUCUCCCAUUUCUAUGUUUUUUUUUUGUUGUGUCAGUUUCAACAGCACGUACAACCUAAUUUCCCCCCCAAUCAAUAUUUACAUUUACAUUUAAGUCAUUUAGCAGACGCUCUUAUCCAGAGCGACAAAUAUCAGUGAUUUAUUGCUGCUUGUGCAGUUUAUCAGGAGCUUCUUUAAAAAAAAUACAAGUAAUGUGAUUAUUGUGGCAGAUGUUUGUGUAUAUAGCACAUGUUAGGUUUUCAAUGUAUCCCAAACUUCCUGCAUAUUGGUUAUUGAUUUACCAUGAUCACAAUUUAUUUGGAGUUUUGUCUCUUCUUUUUUUCCAUAUUGAAACUGCACUGUUGGUUAGGGGCUCGUAAGGAAGCAUUUCACUGUUGUAUUCGGCGCAUAUGACAUACAAUUUGAUUUGAGUUUUGUUUGGGCUCGUUCCAAGGGGACGAGAGUUCUAGAAGCUAGUGAGUUUUAGAAUUCUAUACAAAGAAAAAUGAGAAACAAAUUAAUACGAUUGCUUAUUAUUAUUUAGGAAUAGGUGUUUUUUGUUUUUAUUGGUGAAGGUGAAGCAUUGUAGUUGAUUAUAAUGUGAAAUGGAAAUUGUUUCUGUUGGUGGUGAGCAAGCUUGUCCAAAAACAUAUAGGAUAUGUUUGUUGUCUUUAGGGGGAAGGUGUUCCAGGCUUUGGUUUUUCCAUUUAUGUUUUGAGGUUGGACUUUAGCACGUGUAGCUCAUUAGCACUGAUUGGUGUCACCUCGUUAGCCAGUUUGUGUUACACCUGUGCUAGCUUGUCCAUCUCGUUAGUGGGAAUAUGUUUCACCUGAGCUGAUCCAGGUUCUAUUUAAGAGUGUCUGGCCCAGUGCUCUUGAUAGAUGUGGAGAGUCAACACCUUUAGUUUGCUCCACCUUUUUGGAUUUUCUUUUUUGAUUUGAUUCCUGUUUAUAAGUUUGAGGUGGUGGGACGGGUGCGCCAUCGUCCGUGAGGAGAUGGCGCAAAGUACAUCGGGACCGUCGGUUCUGGGGAUUGGACUGGCCAACACGGUGCGCUUUUCUUGGCGGGGAAAAGAGAUGGAGCCUUGGGGGAGAGAAACCUUCGGGAGGAACAUCCUAAUGGGGCACCUAAAAUUGAAGGUUAGAGAUGUUCUCUGCCUUCAGGGGAACCCAAUGGAGAAGGGGUUUGAUGUAACCCUAUAUUUGGAAGAAAAACACAAUGAGAUUAUGAAGACGGUGAUGGAAAGGAAAGAAGGUCCCCUGUGUCAUUACACGGUGACCAGCCUGGCAAGAAACAACUUCAGGGUGGUCACCGUAACCAUGUACAAUCCGCACGUGAAGGACGAAGAAGUGAGGGCCUUUCUGGGGAGGUACAUGGACAAUGUCUCUUCAGCGAGGUACCUCAGGGACUCCCUGGGUUUCUGGAAUGGGAAGAGAGGCUUCCAGGCGUUACUCAGGGAGUCCCCGAAGAGUGUGGAUGGCUACCUCCAUCCUCCGGCGAUG
Molecule: messenger RNA, 4826 nt
Organism: Oncorhynchus keta (chum salmon)
Lineage: Eukaryota; Metazoa; Chordata; Actinopteri; Salmoniformes; Salmonidae
Product: zinc finger protein 239-like
Exons: 2
Coding region: 529-1467 (312 amino acids)
Biological process (GO): regulation of transcription by RNA polymerase II; central nervous system development
Cellular component (GO): nucleus
Molecular function (GO): DNA-binding transcription factor activity, RNA polymerase II-specific; RNA polymerase II cis-regulatory region sequence-specific DNA binding
Source: RefSeq, a predicted model, not a curated record